UUGAACACAACCAGCCAGCCAUUGAUGAUUUCUUCCUGGAGAAGGAGAAGAGCUGCAAGGCGUGAAGAGAAAUCAGAACAUCAAAAUGGGGAGAUUGAGCUUACGGUUCCAAGAGAAUUCAGGUGCCCAAUAUCGCUAGACUUGAUGAAAGAUCCGGUCAUUUUGUCCACAGGGAUAACCUAUGAUCGAGAGAGCAUCGAGAAGUGGGUCGAAGCUGGGAAUUUCACUUGCCCUCUCACCAAUAAAGUUUUGAGGAGUCUCGAACCGAUUCCGAAUCAUUUCAUAAGGAAAAGCAUACAACACUGGUGCGUUGAGAAUCGAUCCCACGGGAUCGAAAGAAUCCCCACGCCUCGAGUUCCCAUCACUUCCAUGGAGGUCUCCGACAUUCUUUCCAAAAUCAAUGUUUCCUGUAAGAGACAAGACGGAAAAGGGUGUCGGAUUUUGGUUUUAAAGAUCAAAUCUUUAGCAAAAGAGAGUGAACGUAACAAGCGUUGCAUUGUUACUAACGGGGCAGGCGGCGUUCUAUCCGGAGCUUUCCAAGCAUUUUCCGUGGCGUUUUCUAUCGAUGAAAACGUUGAUGUUUUAGAGGAGAUACUGUCAACUUUGAUAAUAAUGUUCCCUCUCGACGUAGAGGCCAAGGGAUUCUUAUCAGUCUCGGCCAUGAAGUGCUUGAUAUGGUUUUUAAGCAGUGGAGACUUAUCUAGAAGAAGAAACGCAGUUUUGGGGUUAAAGGAGCUUGUUUCAUCGUCUUCAUCAGACAAUCGAAGAAAAGUGAAGGAAUUAUCAGAGACGGAAGGUGCCAUUGAAGCAUUGUUCAAGCUGAUUAAAGACCCAAUUUGCCCUACCUCUACAAAAGCUGCUUUACUCGUCGUUUACCAUAUCAUCACAUUAUCAUCAACAAAACAGAAACAAGUGAGAAAGCUAGUGAAUUUAGGCAUGGUGCCAUUGCUACUCGAGACGUCGGUCGACGCCGAAAGGAGCAUAUGCGAGAAGGCGUUGGGUGUUCUCGAUGGGAUAUGCAACAGCGAGGAAGGGAGACAAAUGGCCUGCAACAAUGCCUUGAGCAUGCCGGUUUUAGUUAAGAAAAUCCUUAGAGUCUCCGAUUUGGCAACUGAACUUUCGGUCUCUAUAUUGUGGAAACUUUGCAAGGGGGAAAUGGAAGAUCAUGGAAGUGUUGUACUUGAAGCUCUUCAAGUGGGCGCUUUUCAAAAGAUAUUGCUGCUUCUGCAGGUCGGGUGUGCCGAGAAAACCAAGGAGAAAGCUUCGGAAGUGCUGAAAAUGUUGAAUCUUCAUAGAAACAAAAUGGAAUGUGUUGAUCCAAUGGAUAAUUUCAAGCAUCUGAAGAGGCCAUUUUGAUUGUAAAUGAUAGAUUAGUAGUUGUCAAAUUUUGUCAUGAUUUACAGAUUACACUGCAAUUUGCAAGAUAAAUCAAGUAUACAAAAUUAAGUUUCAUA
This is a messenger RNA of Hibiscus syriacus, 1454 nucleotides long. Its product is annotated as U-box domain-containing protein 21-like. The transcript has a single exon. Lineage: Eukaryota; Viridiplantae; Streptophyta; Magnoliopsida; Malvales; Malvaceae. Gene Ontology annotation, biological process: protein ubiquitination. Bases 25 to 1356 code for a protein of 443 amino acids. The record is from RefSeq and is a predicted model, not a curated record. Gene Ontology annotation, molecular function: ubiquitin protein ligase activity.